Molecule: messenger RNA, 1929 nt
Organism: Peromyscus maniculatus bairdii (prairie deer mouse)
Lineage: Eukaryota; Metazoa; Chordata; Mammalia; Rodentia; Cricetidae
Source: RefSeq, a predicted model, not a curated record
UGGGACCGAGCUCCGCAGACGGAGCGGGCGCCGCUGCUGAGCGUCUUCUGCGUGUUCGGACCUUUUGGAAUAAAUCAUGGAAUUGAACUUCAUUCAGAUGUGGUGGAAUAUGCCAAGGAAAAACUGGAGAGCUUCAUCAAAAAUAGCGAUAGCUUUGAUAAAUUUGAAUUCUGUGAACCUGCAUUUGUGGUGGGUAAUUGCCUUCAGAUAGCUUCUGACAGUCAUCAGUAUGAUCGAAUUUACUGUGGAGCUGGAGUCCAGAAAGAUCAUGAAAACUACAUGAAGAUCUUGCUCAAAGUUGGGGGAAUUCUGGUCAUGCCUAUAGAGGAUCAGUUGACACAGAUUAUGCGGACUGGACAAAACACUUGGGAAAGUAAAAAUAUCCUUGCUGUUUCCUUUGCACCACUUGUACAACCUAGUAAGAAUGAUAAUGGCACACCAGAUUCUGUGGGACUCCCCCCAUGUGCUGUCAGGAAUCUCCAAGACUUGGCUCGUAUUUAUAUUCGACGUACACUUAGAAACUUCAUAAAUGAUGAGAUGCAGGCCAAGGGAAUUCCGCAAAGGGCUCCACCCAAGAGGAAAAGAAAGAGAGUUAAACAAAGAAUUAACACUUAUGUAUUUGUAGGUAAUCAGCUUAUUCCUCAGCCUCUAGACAGUGAAGAGGAUGAAAAAAUGGAAGAAGACAGCAAAGAAGAAGAAGAAGAAGAGAAAGAUCAUAGUGAAACCAUGAAGCAUGAGGAGCCACCUCAGAACUUACUGAGGGAAAAGAUCAUGAAGCUGCCACUCCCUGAGUCUUUAAAAGCUUACUUGACAUAUUUUAGAGACAAAUAACUUAAAACAAGGAAGAAUGCCUACUGAUAAUUCCCUUACUCUUAUAAAUGUAGUGUUUAUUAGGAGUUAGAGAAUUAUUUCAUUAGAAUGAAUUAUUGCAGAAAAAACGCUUAAGUUAUUUCUCUUAAUGACAGAAAUGAUGUAUUCAGUGAUUUAAAAGAGUCUGUUUCCUAAUCUAUUUUUCUUAAAUCUUUAGGAAAUGCUGUUUUAGCUCAAUGAUCUCAAAGUGAAAUGCAUCAGUAGUCAGGACUUUGUGACAGUAAUGCCCUUGUGGUUUUUCACAGAUUUUUAGUGUUGGGCAUUGGAUUUCACUCUAUAAGAGGUUGAUAGAUUGUCACACAUAUAUAGACUUAUUUAAAUUGCAUUUUGCAUUUCUUUUGUAAGUUUGCUUAUCUAAUAAGGAAAGCAAAUGCUUGUAGAUCUGCUUACCUUACUUUUGUUGUAGACAUAUUCUGGGCAACAUCUCAGUGCAAUAAUAAUUCAAGAUAUUCAAUAAUUUAGCUUUAAAGACUUCAGACUUCAUGAAAUUUUACAGGCCUGAAACAUUUGCUUUUUGAAUCUAUUGCCAAAAGAUACAGGGAAAAUUCCUGCUUCUCUCAUAGAGAUUUUAAGAGCACAGCAAGUGAAUAUUAAAGUAGGAAAUGACUACUUAACACAGCUAGUUUGUGUGGGCUCCUUGUGUUCUCAGUAUUUACAGAUAUUCUAGAAUUCUAAAAGGUAGUAUAUUUAGGAUUGCUUUUUUGUAAUUAUAAAGUAUUAGAUUUGAAAAGAUUUCCAUUGUCUCAUUUGCCUCUGAAUGCAGACAGUAAGUCACAUUAAGUGACUCACUUUUAGGUACCUUCAGUAACGGGGGAAUGAUGUAGUCUGCUGAAGCACUUUAUGGGACUUUUAGUUAUGUGGAUAUUUGUCUUUAACAAGGUAGGCCAUGCAUCACCUUUUCUGUUUUGAAUCUUUCUAGUAUAAAUAGUCAUGGAAGUUGUAUGUAGAUGCCUAGUGUUUAAAAUUUGGUUCAGAAUCAUAGUGGGAUCUCUGACCCACACCAAGCUCAAUUCCUCCCUUCUAUGUUUUGUUUCUUUGGUAAAAUGAUAAUGGUUUUUA